This is a messenger RNA of Aphanomyces astaci, 1565 nucleotides long. RefSeq lists its product as hypothetical. NCBI's taxonomy places the organism in Eukaryota, Oomycota, Saprolegniomycetes, Saprolegniales, Verrucalvaceae. The coding region runs from base 32 to 943 and encodes 303 amino acids. The record is from RefSeq and is a predicted model, not a curated record. The transcript has a single exon.
GACCGCCACAGUUAGGAUUGCAUUCUUGAGGAUGUCGUCGCCUAAAAAGCCGCGCCGCGUGGGCGGUACAUCUAACCAUGGGCGCAUUCCCAUCCCGGAGAUCUGGCACAUGAUUGUCCGCAUGUGCGACCUCGACACGGCGUUCAACGUCUGCCUCGUGGUCUUCUCGACUCCAAGCUUGUGGGACGUGGCGACCGACGUCGAAGUGUAUGGAGACCUCAUCGAAACGCAUUUUGGUGCGAAGCGCAUCUUUCCCCCGGCGGCGUUGUGUCCACCCGCGUCAGGUGUCCCGAACUUCCGAGCAUGCAAAGGGUUCCAUCCGUCGGAUGAGUUUGUCGAGUUCUGCGAGACGUACGGCGAGCGGACGUUGUUCUCCAAGGUUGACAUCCGUCAAGGCGACAUUGGUCGCGUUGUGGACAUCGACGGGGCCCCCCUGGACUGCCUUGUGUUUCCGACCAACUACACUCUUCGAAACGCAGGAUCGGGGGCCGCCGUCGCCGUGUUCCGCCGCGCAGGGUCCGGUUUGGACGAGUAUGUCGAGAGUUUGCAUUUCCAAGGGCGCGAAUCCAAUGCCGUGGUCACCCCGGGGUUCAAUGCGGGCGUAUCUCAUUUGAUUCAUUGCGUCGGGCCUUCUCCCCAUGCCAUCGGAAGCUUUGCGUUGCUCUACCAGACCUACUUGAACGCGUUCGAACAAGCGCGACGACGGAAAGUACGAUGUGUGGCGGUGGCGUCCAUUGCCACGGGGGCGCUGGGGUUCCCGCUCUCGGCCGCGACCAAGCUGGCAAUGCGCGCCGUCCGCGACUUCGUCAAGACCCAUCGAUGGGACGCGAAGGUGGUGUUUGUGUGCUGGGACGUCGAAGUCACCAACUCCAUGCGCGCCGCCAAGGACGAAAUCCUGGACGAGUUCAACGAUCAAGCGUUCCAAGUGCUCACUGUGGUAUAGACAAGAAGUUCAAUAAGGGUCCUGUAUUCUUAAUAUUAUUUUAAAUGUGUUGCUAAAUCUCUACUGGGACGAUGGGAGUUUGGUUUAAUUGAAAUGGCGGGGUUGGUUGAGGCCACGGCUGAAUCGUGGGCUCUUGGCGUGCUGUUGAUGCGUGGGCGUGAGCUUCUUGUUGCGUAGCGCGCGAAACGCGGCUUCUUCGUCCUUGGACGUCUUCAUCAAGAUGUUCCAGAUCGUCGACUCUUGGCUGCGGCGGUUGUCCUUGAGUUCGUGGCAUUUGUCCGCGAGUUUGCGGUGCAAUUCCUCUUGCAUGUCCAGCAGUUCCAACUCCGCGAGCAGUUCGUUCAUUUGGUCACACGCUUCCAGCUCUCGUAGGUCCGUUUGCGUGAACGGGUAGAACGCCGGGUCAAACAGUUCUUCGUCGGGGACUUCGCGGGUGUAGAACUCUUGGUCAAGGAUGACAAACCCGUCGGCGUUCACGACGCCGGGGGAGUACGGGAUGUUGAACGCCUGGAUCACGUCGUCCGUGAUGGCAGUCUUCCAGCCGAGCGUGGGGUAGAAGGGAGGCGCAUGGACGUUCAGCUUCAUGGCGGCGUGAGAUGGCAUUUGUAAUGACCUGGAGAAU